This is a messenger RNA of Rhodofomes roseus, 1242 nucleotides long. Its product is annotated as major facilitator superfamily domain-containing protein. Gene Ontology annotation, molecular function: transmembrane transporter activity. Gene Ontology annotation, cellular component: fungal-type vacuole membrane. The record is from RefSeq and is a predicted model, not a curated record. NCBI's taxonomy places the organism in Eukaryota, Fungi, Basidiomycota, Agaricomycetes, Polyporales, Fomitopsidaceae. The coding region runs from base 1 to 1242 and encodes 413 amino acids. The transcript is spliced from 10 exons. Gene Ontology annotation, biological process: transmembrane transport.
AUGGAUGUUGAGAAAGAGCCACCGCUCGGCAAAGUCUCGACGAACUUGAAUACCCCUCUGACACCCGCUGCUCAGUCAGACCAAGUCAUUCCUGACGGUGGACUGUGGGCAUGGCUCGCUGUCAUCGGAGGGGCUCUGGUGCAGUUCUGCACGUUCGGGUAUUCUAGCUCGUUCGGGGUAUAUCAAGCAUACUACGUCCUAGAAGGUGGCUUCUCAUCGUCAGACGCAAGCUGGGUGGGAUCUCUGCAAUUUUUCCUGCUGUUCUUUAUGGGAUUACCUGCCGGAAAGCUCUUCGAUGCCGGCUACUUUCGGCAUAUGCAAGUGGCAGGCACCCUGUUGUAUGUCUUCUCUCUCUUCAUGUUGUCUCUCGCCAAUCCCCGCGACUACUACCAGAUUAUUUUGUCACAGGGAAUCGGCAUGGGGAUUGGCAGCGGAUUCUUGCUUGUUCCAGCAAUAUCGCUGCAGGCACAGCACUGGAAAAAGCAUCGGUCUCUUGCAAUGGGCAUCGUGCUUGCUGGAUCGUCAUGUGGAGGGAUCGUCUACCCCAUUGUGCUUAAUCGACUCAUAUAUCACUCGAGCGCUGGCUUCCCUUGGGCCGUCAGAGCGACAGGGUUUCUCACCUUGGGAUUGUUGAUCAUUGCAGGGUCUAUCAUGACGACGCGUAUGCCUCCCAAACCUUCCGCGUCGGACUCGAGCGAAUGGCAGAAGUUCAGAGCAGUUCUUUCUGACUGGGCGUACAUCACAACAUUGACUGGUGCAUUCUUAGUCCUAUGGGGGCUCUUUUUCCCAUAUUUCUACCUCCAACUGUGGUCGAACCUGCAUGGCCUCUCGUCCACGAUCUCAUUCUAUACGAUCGCUAUUCUGAAUGCUGGCUCCAUUGCCGGUCGACUCAUCCCGAACGGAUUAGCAGACGUCGCUGGUCGUUUCAACGUGAUGUGUCCAAUCGCAUUCAUUUCAACCAUACUACUUUUCUCGUUGUUCGGUGUCAAAAGCGUCGCAGCUGUAGUAAUCUUUGCUAUCCUCUACGGGUUCUUCUCGGGGGCAAGCUUUGGUUACUUCCUUGUAUCCUUUGCGAUACUUACAGGGAGCCCGAUCGACGGCGCGCUUUUGGGGUCGCAAAGAAAUUGGACGAAAUCGAUAGUAUUCAGUGGUGUCGUUAUGCUGGCGGGCUCGAUCAUCCUACUCAUUGCCAGAUACUUGUUCGUGAAGUCACGCGGUCUGCGAGUGUGGGAUAAGAUCUAG